This is a messenger RNA of Nerophis lumbriciformis (worm pipefish), 1638 nucleotides long. Lineage: Eukaryota; Metazoa; Chordata; Actinopteri; Syngnathiformes; Syngnathidae. The record is from RefSeq and is a predicted model, not a curated record.
AUGAGGACUGUAGCCCAAAAAAUGCUAAGGACCUGCAACCAACUAUUCACAAGGAAGACCCCAAAUAACGACGCGGAGGCCCGCCUGUCAAACAUUGAAACUGCUGCGCAGAUGGAGAACAUUCGGCACCUUCGUGACCCGGAACCCACCCGGGAGUCUGAGUCGGAGGCGGUCGAUGAGCGCCCCCACCGCGGCGGCGGCGGCCGACUCCUGUCGGUCAUCGUGUGCGUCAACGUGCUCGUCCUGGGCUGCGCGCUGGUCAGCGGCAGAGCCUUCAAUAGCGUGGCCGUCACGGCCGUGCACCGCCAGGUCUUCCUCAUUGUCGUCCUCUGCCUCACCAUGCUUUGGAUGCUCUUGUACUCGACCGUCACCCACCGCGCAAACACAGACCACAUGAGUCAGGACGUCCAUGCGGGGCACGUGUGGCUCAGAGUUGGUCUAGUCCUCUUUGGCCUGCUCAGUCUGCUCAUGGACGUCUUCAAAAUGGCCAACUACAUCGGUUAUCUUCACUGCGACUCUGCUGUCAAAGUGGCCUUCCCUGCCGUGCAAGCAGUCUUCUUACUCAGCCAGACUUACUUCCUUUGGGUCCAUGCGAAGGACCGCGUGCAGCGCCACACUGACGUCACACGGUGCGGACUCAUGCUCACAAUUUCCACUAACCUGGUCGUGUGGAUGGCCACUGUCGCCGAAGAGUCCGUUCGCCAGAUGGAUGCUCCCUCUCUGAACGUCAGCUACGCCCCCAAUUUGUACAGAGACAGCUAUGACCAAGUUUCCAAGUGCAGCUGCAGUCAUUCUGCAUGCGACACCUUCAAGGAAGCCUUCUACUACCUGUACCCCUUCAACAUCGAGUACAGCCUCUUCGCCUCGGCCGCGGCUUUCGUCAUGUGGCGGAACGCGGGCCGUCCGGCGGACGAGCGACCCCGGCGCGGGCCCGAGUUCCGUCGCGGAGAGGCGCUCGUCGGCCCCGCGCUGGGCCUUCUCCUGGUCGCGGUAGGCGUCGUGACGUUGGUCGUGUACGAGACGCGGAUCGUGCUAGACGACGAGGCUCUGCGCCGCCACGCGCUCCUCAUCCACUUUGUCACCAACGUGGCGAUCGUGAGCCUGGCGUGCGUCUCCGCCGCGGCGGGCUGCGUAUUCCACCGACUGGACCGCCGAGAGCACGUGUCUGAGAAGAGCCCCGCCCGCGACCUGGAUGCGCAGCUGUUGGUGGGCGCUUCCACGGGCCAGUUGAUCAUCAACUACUUCUCCAUCGUGGCCGCGGUGGCGAAGGGUCCUCGGGACAUCCUGGACGUCCUCGACUUGUCUUGGGCGGUCCUUACCGUGCUGCAGGUGGGCCUGCAGAACUACUUUAUCAUCGAAGGCCUGCACAGGGAGCAGAAACGCUUGUCGACGGUGGCCCCGCGACCCGAUUGGAAGAGGAGAGUUCUGAAGGAAACGUGCGCCUUCCUGAUGCUUGCCAACGUCAUUCUCUGGAUCAUGCCCGCCUUCGGAGCCCGGCCUCAGUUCGACCACACGUUGGAGAUCAAGUUCUACAAGUUCAACAUGUGGACGGCCGUCGUCAACAUCGGACUCCCUUUCGGAAUUUUCUACCGCAUGCACUCGGUGGCCAGUCUCUUGGAGGUCUACGUCAUUUCCUAG